AUGGCCGGGGCAAACUUUGCUAUGAAAGUCGCAAUACCCCGACAUGUGUCCACUGUCACACCGCCAUCCAACAAGCGAGUCUCACGGGCAUGCGAAUCAUGUCGCCAGCGAAAACAAAAAUGUAACGGCAAAACUCCAAGCUGUAGGCAAUGUGAAGAAGCAAAGACUCCAUGCAUCUAUCCACUCAAGUCACGCGAGAAGACGACAAACCAAAUCCGAAGUCUCCAGGAAAAGGUGCAAGAUUACGAGACUACGUUGAAAGAAUUAGCAGACCAGGUUAACGGUGAACAUGCCGAACGCAUUAAAGAUUUACUUCAGAAGUACGAUUCCAAUUCAAACACUGCGUCGAAUGGAACGCCAGAUGCAAAUCAGCACCAAACUGGGGGGUCUAAGCGAUCCAGCUCACCUUCUUCCAUUGGGUCACUGGACGCGGUAGAUCGAGUCGAGGAAGACCUCAAUUUAACAGAAAGUUCCCGUGCCACUGGAUAUAUGGGAAAGAGCUCGGAUGUUACGUGGAUGGGUCGCGUCGAGGAAGAAACUGAACUGCGCAGUCGCGAUCAGUCACCAAAAGCCAAACCCGAGGAUUACACCACGGACAAAGUGGCUCCAUCCACGGUCAAUUAUCAUAUUGAUGACCUGGGGAUCGAUGCACCCGGGCCGGUACAAAUGUAUUGGGUGCCUCCACAAUCAGUGGCGGAUCAUCUGUUUGGAACAUAUAUGCACGCAGUUCACCCUCAUUUCCCCAUCAUCAACAAGACCCUGUUUUCAAGACAAUACAGGGAUUUCUUCAAUGAUCUAUCUUAUGCGGGUGAUAGGUGGAUGGCAAUAUUGAACAUGAUAUUCGCCAUUGCAACGGAAUACUUGUAUAAUAGCGAUGACGCACGGCGGGGAGAUAUCAAAGACCAUCUGUUCUACUUGACACGGGCUAGAAUGCUAAGUAUGGGUGGUGAUAGUUUAUUUCAGCAUCCAGACCUUGAGCAAGUGCAAGUAGAGGGAUUGGUUGCAUUUCACAUGUUAUCUACGAGCCAGAUCAAUCGGGCAUGGAGGAUCUCUGCUUUAGCAAUUCGGUCCGCCAUCUCCCUUGGCAUAAACCUGAAAAGCAGUUCCUUGAAAAUGUCAGGUAUAGCGAAGGAGAUACCCUGCCGAGUUUGGUGGUGUCUUUACACAGUCGAACAAAAGCUAGGCUCGAUGACUGGCCGAGCAACCUCUAUCUCGAUCAAUAUGUAUACCGCCCAACUCCCACUUCCCUUUGACGAAGACCAUCUGUCUGAGCCACCAGCUUCAGAACUUCUUGAUGACCUUGAUAUGAGAGAAAAACGCGUGAACAUGGCCAUGACUAGCCCGCACCUCCGGCAUCCCGACCGUCUGCAGACCGAAGAGGCAAAAUCUGGGCGCUCAUGGCUUCAAAGCCUGCCGGUUGAUGCCAGUCUUUACUUCCUGUACUGCUGCGAUCUUACAGUUCUGAACCAAGAAAUCCUAGACCGCGUCUAUUCAGCAGAGUGUGCGACGAUAUCGUGGGAAGAUAUUAAGAGCACUAUUAGACGUCUGAAGGGAACAGUUGAUGCGUGGUUAUCAACUCUUCCACCAGGGCUGGACUUCACCUGUAUGAACGACGAAAAUCUGCACACCUACUGGGCAAAAACAAACCUGGCAUUUCACUAUCAUAGCACUCGGAUCAUGCUAGGUCGACCAUGUCUCUGCCGACACAACCCAAAUCGGAGCGAAGAACAAAGGAAACGUCUCGACCAGCGAGGAUUCAGCCACAACAUGGCUGUGAUGACCUUGGAAUCGGCCAUGCACAUGCUCGAUCUGUUGCCCGAUGAGCCUAGUUCUGCGCAUCUAUAUCAGGUUUGCCCAUGGUGGUGCUUUCUCCACUAUAUCAUGCAGACAUCAACAGUGAUUAUCCUGGAGCUGUCGUUUGGCUGCGUGCAUAUGAAAGAUCGAGAAAGUAAUUUGGUUCAGUCGGCGAAAAAGUCAGUCCGGUGGCUUUACAUGAUGUCAAUGCAUUGUACAGCGUCAUACCGUGCAUGGCAACUUUGUGAAAGUGCGGUUCGCCGGCUAGUAUCCAGUAUGGGGUAUGAUGCCAGUGAUAUACCAGCACAUCCGCAGCGUGACGAUUCAAUUGUUGACUCCUCUGGCCUUGAAGCACUUGCAAAGCAUGAUCUAACAAUUGACAAUGCGCAUGUCUUACCUUACAACGAUCAAAGUCAACCGUCAACUCUUCCCCUUAGAAGUCAUGCCGUGGACAACUUCAAUCACGAUUCGGACUUCGCGAAUUAUUUGGACACUGGUGUUUUAUCCACGUCGAAUACCCAAGACUAUACUGGAGGCGAUGUACAUUUCCCUCUGGACCCAAUUAGUGAAGAAUUUAUUCGUUACUUCUUCCCUUCGCUGGACGGAGCGGGCAACCCAGACGGUGGAUUGCAUCAAUCCUGA
Messenger RNA from Penicillium coprophilum, 2436 nucleotides. RefSeq lists its product as uncharacterized. The coding region runs from base 1 to 2436 and encodes 811 amino acids. The record is from RefSeq and is a predicted model, not a curated record. The transcript has 4 exons. Lineage: Eukaryota; Fungi; Ascomycota; Eurotiomycetes; Eurotiales; Aspergillaceae. Gene Ontology annotation, molecular function: zinc ion binding; DNA-binding transcription factor activity, RNA polymerase II-specific; DNA binding. Gene Ontology annotation, biological process: DNA-templated transcription; regulation of DNA-templated transcription.